CAGGCUGUAUGUUGCAUUAGUCUAACCUGCACAGAUUGGGCAGAGAGCUCUUUCUGUGAGGCUGCAUUUUGAAUUCAGCCCCUGGGGCUAGGAGUGACACAUCUAUACUUGGCUGAAUCCGUCAGCACUGACUCUUGCAGAAAGGUGGCUGUGUAACCGUACAGAGGGGCAGGAGAGCUCUCCCAUUCAGCGCUGCAGCUGCCGGACACACAGAUUAUAUACAUAUAUAUUUCUUUUAUUCCUUGUGGUGUGGUUCAUCCAAGCGUAGCCCAGAAAAUGCCCAACUUCUCGGGGAACUGGAAGAUGAAGCAUUCCGAGAAUUUCGAGGAGCUACUGAAAGUGUUGGGCGUCAACGUCAUGUUACGGAAAAUCGCAGUGGCCGCUGCUUCUAAGCCAGCCGUGGAGAUCAAGCAGGAAGAUCAGUUGUUCUACAUCAAAACCUCCACCACCGUCCGGACCACUGAGAUCAACUUCAAAAUAGGGGAGGAAUUUGAGGAACAGACUGUAGAUGGGCGUCCAUGUAAGAGCCUGGCAAAAUGGGAAAGUGAGAACAAAAUGGUAUGUGAGCAAAGACUUCUGAAAGGAGAAGGACCCAAGACUUCCUGGUCCCGAGAACUGACCAAUGAUGGAGAACUUAUCCUGACCAUGACUGCUGAUGAUGUCGUCUGUACACGGAUUUAUGUUAGAGACUAAAUUCACCGAGCCACCUUAAGAAAUCUGAGGCGUUGAUCUUGUCCGGCCCACCGUCUGAAUCUUUAGUAACCACUUCUUCUAAAGCAGAGAGUAUCCCGUUUACAGCAAGACACGAUAAAGUCAAUACUCACCCUACAAUGGCCACAGCCUUUCAUUAUUGUUUUGGAAGAUGGUAGAAUUGACCUCUUUCUCAUCUUGCCGCAAAGACUCGUUUAUAACCAGAGUGGGCAACACUGUAGCGUUAAUAUUCGUGCGAAGAGUGAUGGGGUAAUAACUGAAAGGUCAAUUAGGCUGUGCCAAAUGAAAAGUUUAAUUUAUAUGUUAGAUUGACCAUUCCAAGUUGUUCUUGGAAAACUGUUUCUGUCGGCCAUUUUUUAUGUACAGCCAUCUAAUCUUUUGCGCCAUUUUAGGAUGGGCAACCAGAAAAUGUAUAACAGAAAAGGAAAACAAAGGCUUGUUGAUAGUCAGCAUUGGUAGAAAAUGAGGCAAACACCUGACUUAUUUGCAAUAAUACUAAUCGAUUAAAAAGUAAUUUAAAAAGAAAUAGGGUUUCAAAGUAGAAUUCUUAAAGAUGGCCGCCAGCCUUGUGAAUAUGUCCUUCAGAUUUGAAGUGUUUUGUCUUAGAGACGUUCUAGAACACAGUGCACAUUCACCCACAGGCACAUAAUUAAAAUGAUUGUAAAGUAGACCCGUGCAUUACUUCUAUAUAGACAGUUUGAUAUGUACAUACAGUAGACACAGGUGUGCAACCAAUGAGGUUAAAAGCACUACAGAGAGGCAGCCAUAUUGCUCCUUUUUCCUUUAGGACUAAAGGUUCAUUUUUAGCCAGAAUAUAGCGCCACCUGAGAAGAGAAAAUGGAUAUUUCCUUUUUUUUUCUUUAAUACAACUGGCUUUAAGCAUUUUAUACAUUUAUAGUAUUGAAACACAUAGCUAGAAAAUGUAGUACUGCUAGCUAAAUGUUUUAUUUCCUGAGGUAGAAUCUUCUCACAUUGCUUUUAUUUUUCUAGUUUAUGCAUUGUUCUGUAUUUAUUUGUCCAUAUGUUUGUUUUUUUAAGUAAAGAAAAAUACUUCAAAAA
This is a messenger RNA of Pseudophryne corroboree (corroboree frog), 1770 nucleotides long. It is a transcript of the gene CRABP2, whose product is annotated as cellular retinoic acid binding protein 2. Gene Ontology annotation, biological process: fatty acid transport. The record is from RefSeq and is a predicted model, not a curated record. Gene Ontology annotation, cellular component: cytosol; nucleus. The transcript has 4 exons. NCBI's taxonomy places the organism in Eukaryota, Metazoa, Chordata, Amphibia, Anura, Myobatrachidae. Bases 277 to 693 code for a protein of 138 amino acids. Gene Ontology annotation, molecular function: retinoic acid binding; fatty acid binding.